Messenger RNA from Vigna angularis (adzuki bean), 883 nucleotides. RefSeq lists its product as uncharacterized. The record is from RefSeq and is a predicted model, not a curated record. The transcript is spliced from 4 exons. Bases 98 to 484 code for a protein of 128 amino acids. NCBI's taxonomy places the organism in Eukaryota, Viridiplantae, Streptophyta, Magnoliopsida, Fabales, Fabaceae.
AAGUACAACUAAGAUAGGAAGACAAGAGAUCCAACAUAUCACACACAACACUCCCUCUUUCAACUAACAUUACUUCCACACUCUCUCUCCGACCAAAAUGCCGAUUAACGCGGAAUCUACGCCGCCGCCGGUCAUCGGAAAAAUCGGUCCUUACACUGUUUUCAUGACGCCGCCGUCGACACCAAAACCCUCCGAAGACCCCUCUACCGCCACCAAGAUCGCCCCUCCGCCGCCUCAGAUUCCUAAAACCGUUCCUUCCCCCAAACCCGUGUCCGGUUCCGACGAUUCCCUUUUUGGCAUCUUCAGAAAUGCCGUUACCAAGGUUCAAACCGCUCACUCAAGUUUGGAUGACCAUGUGGCACGUUGGUUUGGAUUAAAUCAGUCAAAAUAUCAGUGGGCUCUUGAUGAUUAUUAUGAGAGCAAGGGAAUGGAAAAAGGAGACAUCAAAAUGAAAGAGGUAUCGAGCAAACUACAGAAUGUCUGACAUGCCUAGAGUCGGUGGAUUAUUUCAAAGUGAGGUGUGAAGACACUUACUUUGAGUAUAUUUAUACCUUUGUAUUUACAUGUGGAGUAGAAUGAAUGGGUCUGAUAUAUCAAAGUUAUUCGAUCAAGAUCCAUUGAUAUGAUUCAAUGGUUAUUUUCCAACUGCUGCCAGUUGAGUCUGAUUGGACAGUCUCUGCUACCUGUAAUCUAAUUACCAAGUUAUUUUCUGGGGCAAAUGUUUUGUUUUUGUGUUGUCGUCUGGGUCAUGUUUUUGGGCUUCUCUUGAUGGCAGGGUUGUCUCGUAAGCAUUUUAUUUGCCCUGUUUUGGAGUAAACUCUGCGAAAACCCUAUGCAAGCAUACUGAUUAUUAGAUAUUGAAAAGAAAAACCAUUAGUUAUCC